Messenger RNA from Ceraceosorus bombacis, 3027 nucleotides. NCBI's taxonomy places the organism in Eukaryota, Fungi, Basidiomycota, Exobasidiomycetes, Ceraceosorales, Ceraceosoraceae. The record is from the annotation of a GenBank genome assembly.
AUGUCACAUCAACCACGAAGGUCGAUCAUCAAGCACCCACACGACUUUGCUGGUGCUCCCCAGAUCCUCUCCACUGCUGAAGGAUACGGCUCGCACGAUCAUGCGGCAACUGCAGCCCGAUACGGAACAGGCAAUGGCUAUUCUCACAGCGACGAUGAUGAACUCCGCGCCAAUCGCGCGGUUCCUGGAGAGCUUGAUCUUAUACCACAACGCAGCGCACCGCCGCCUCCAGGCUCAUCCAAGUCAUACGCUCCCAGUGCUACUGGCUCCCCGAGUCUGGGUGGAAGCGCGUCGGCGUUUGCGCGGCCAAGCCAAGCUGCACCGAUAGGCUCCAGUGGACCUUACGCCGCUCACGGCAGCCCUCCAAUGAGCGGCUCGUCUUACGCCAGCAAGCCGCAGAGAUCUUCAUACAUUGCGGGGUCGUACCGCCAAGGUCCCACAACAGUUUCUGGUCUGCCAGGUGGGGGACCUUCUGCCGCACGCUCUGGCUUGCCAUCCUCUACCGGCGCGCCAAGUGGAUAUGCAAGUGGCAGCGCAAGCAAGUAUGGCGCAGGCUCCUCUACCGGAGAUGCACCGCGACCGGCACCACCUUUGCGAUCAAACACGAUGGGUGCAGACGCUUACUAUGCUGCAGCGCCAGCAGGUGUCACACCGAGCGGGUUUGUACCUAGUUCUGGUGCUCGGUCGCACGCAAGCGUUAGUGGGCCAGCUCCAUCUCCGCAUCUAGGUGCGACGACUUCAAGUCCUCUCAGCAGCGGCUCGGCUACAUUCGAUUAUUUAGGCGGAGCGUCACCGGUGGUAGAUGCAGAUGCAGGAUCUGUUCAAAGCGGCCAAUUUGCCGGCCCACAGGCCAGCAUUCGUUCACGAGACGGGAGUCUGAGCGGCCCUGCUGGGCGUAACACCUUUAAAUCAGUCUUUGGUGGCUUCGUCAACUCAAUGAGCGGUAUGUAUCACGCUGAGGAAAUCUGAGUUGCAUGGCGCAACAGAAAGGGCUGGAGUUACUGACGUACUUGCGGCACCUCUACGAAUCUUCUGCUCUCAUCUCAGAUGUCUUCUCGCAGCAGAAAAAGAUUGAGAUUUCCACGCCCUACGAUCCUGUCCAUCUGACCCAUGUUGGCUUCAACUCCGACACUGGGGAAUUUACUGUGAGAUCGAGCAACACUGUAUUGCUCCGCUGAAAUUACGAGCCAUUGACGCCAAUCUCUGCUGCCUCGAUCCUCUGCAUAGGGCUUGCCCAAGGAAUGGCAGCAAUUGCUGCAAGAUUCUGGUAUUUCAAAACAGGACCAAGAGGCUAAUCCUCAGGCGGUCAUGGAUAUAGUAGCAUUUUAUCAGGACGCUACCCAGAACAUGGGCGAAGAAGAAGCCGUUUGGAGAAAGUUUGGGGGUGCAGGUGCGAAGUCUUCCGCUUCGGCUGGGACAGGCACACCGGGCAGCUCAGACGGCCGAUUAGGAGCGGGGGAGGAACAGCCUCCACCGCCAGUGUCAAAAGGCGUUUACGAGAAGCCUCGGGCAGCUCCCCCUCCCCCUGGAGGUGCGUCCUCCGCGAAGAAGUCCCUCAGACGGCCACCUUCGCCCGAAAGGUUUGCGGCACCAACAGCGGUCGUGCCAGAUCUUAAACCCUCACGGCCGGCUCCGGCCCCUGUGCCGGCUGCUGUCAAGCCAGCGCCGCCCAAGGCCGUUACUGCAAGUGCCUCGGGUGCGAGCGUCGCGCCUGUCGCUUCGAGACCAGCACCUCCGGUCGCUGCGUCCAAGACACAGAGCCCGUCAGCGGCACCUGGAGGUGGCAGCUCCAAAGGCCCUGGCGCUACGCCUCGUCGUAGAGAGACGAAAAAGACACAGAUGAACGAUGCAGACGUGAUCGCAAAACUGCAGGCAAUUUGCACAGACGCAGAUCCUACGAAGCUGUACAGGAGUCUUGUGAAGAUUGGACAAGGGUGAGUGUGCGAUGCUCACCGGCGGUCCAGCAGCAGCCUGAGGAAGAGCUGACUGGACUCGAAUUUUCCUUGGCGUUACGUCAAUAGAGCCUCCGGUGGAGUGUAUACAGCUUAUCAAGUGGGAUCAAAUCUGUCUGUGGCCAUCAAGCAGAUGAAUUUGGACCAACAGCCAAAGAAAGACUUGAUCAUCAACGAGAUUCUGGUUAUGCGGGAAUCUAGGCAUCGGAACAUUGUGAACUUCAUCGACUCUUUCUUGUACAAGGGCGAUCUGUGGGUGGUGAUGGAGUACAUGGAGGGCGGCAGUCUGACAGACGUCGUGACAUGCAACAUCAUGACAGAGGGCCAAAUUGCUGCAGUCAGCCGCGAAGUGCUCGAGGGUCUGCGUCAUUUGCACGCCAACAGCGUCAUUCAUCGAGACAUCAAGAGCGACAAUAUCCUUUUGUCCAUGAACGGUGACAUCAAGCUCAGUGCGUUGGGCCAAAGCUUCAGCGCACGAAUCAACCAGGAUGCUGACCUUUGCCUGCUUUGCUUCUCCCGCGCAGCUGACUUUGGCUUCUGCGCUCAGAUCGGAGAAUCCCAAGCGAAGCGUACUACGAUGGUCGGAACUCCGUACUGGAUGGCACCCGAGGUGGUCACACGCAAAGAGUAUGGGCCGAAGGUGGACAUUUGGAGUCUUGGUAUCAUGUGCAUUGGUGAGUGAGAGCGAGCCAUGAGCCCAAUCUCGAACUCCGGGCUAAUUUCAUUCUCCGGCUACAACAGAAAUGGUGGAGGGCGAGCCUCCUUACCUGACUGAGAACCCGCUUCGCGCAUUGUACCUCAUCGCGACGAACGGUACGCCAAAGAUCAACAAUCCGGAGAAUUUGUCCAGCACCUUCCGCGACUUUUUGAAGACGUGCUUGGAUGUGGACGCAGAAAGAAGGCCAGAUGCCACGACUGUCCUUGGAGUGAGUGUUGCGUGUGCUUAUGCAUCUGAAUGGAUUGAAGCUGACUCUGGUGUCCGCACGCCACACAGCACUCCUUCUUGAAGUAUUGCGACAGCUUGCGGACACUGAGUCCUCUGAUUAAAGCGGCCCGGGAGCAGAACAAGAAGUGA